AUGCCCUACAGCACAUUCUCUGCUGUGGAGGAUGUCUCGCAUCCUCCGCGAUAUCCCCCACCGAUCCCUCCGUCGCCGACAUUAUCGAACCCGGAUAUGAUUUUACCGUUCGACCAGAAAGAGCGUGAAUCGUCCACUCCGUCGCCUCCUUUUAACCUGCCCUCCCUCUCCCAUCUACAGUCCUUCUACGGAUCCCAACAGUAUCCCGCUGAUUUCGGUGGAGAUGCCACAGAAGAUGGUAUACAUGCGCCCGCGAACCGACCGCAGAAGAAGGGUUUCCCGCGUCAUACGUGGCAGCACGAGGGGCAUGAAGCCGGUCGCCGCUUAUCGGAUAUCGGGGAGGAGGAUGCUUCGUCAGCGACGCACCUAUCCGGGUUGUCAGUGAGAAAUCCAGGUGUUAUAGAGCACGACGAUGGACUGGCAGGGUCGCCGCUUCCGCAUCGCGUCGAGGAGACCGAGAAUCAGGACACGGGCACGUGGAGCAGCUCGUCUAGCUCGACAAUUAGUGGCGCUAGCGAAGCUUCGUCGCAGGAGACGAAGGUGCGUGCGAAUGGUCCAGCGGUUUCUCACGAGGUACACAGCAUGGGUCACGAUCAAUUAAGGGAAAAGGUGCGUGCCAUCGAGACGGGUACCAAUGGCGACAGUUCACGAUUGAGUGUUGUGUCAACUACGGAAGAAGGGAGUCCCGUAGAUGAAAUGUCAUCGGUGGUUUUGAGCAGUGAAGCAGAAAGAAUUCUCGAGAAUGCAAAGCAGCGACUUACGCUUAUGGAAGGUAACCUAACACGAGCUCGUUCGUCGAUGCGGGUAUCCCCGUUGCUGCCGACGUCGCCAACACCGUCCGUUGGCAUGGGCCAGCCUGUCGGCGGCCUGUACCGAUCCAUAUCCCGGACUGAUCGACGGCCGUCCGCUCUCCGUCCUCGUGCGACAUAUACGUCAUCUCAGGAUUUUCCCAGCAAUCGCCAUUCACGGGUAUACAGUGAGACCAACGUCCCAUCGGCGAGUCUCUCGGUUGUCGAUCUCAACCCCUCCCGAUCAGUGAGCGCCAUGGGAUCGAGCACUACGUCGAAUUUCAAUAACGGUGAACGUUCGUUUCAGUAUGCACCGAACAGGGCGUAUCUCACCCACAGGUCGUCCAUCAAUGCCUUGCAUCCAACCCUGGCGGAAGAGCACAUAUUGUCUGAUACAUCUAGAGGCUUGGGGAUUUCAACGGAGGAAAGUGGGAAUAAGGCGUCGAGCGCAGAGGAGUUCAACUCAGCUCACCCUUCCCAUGAUUCAUCGUCCCGGUCGCAAUCGCAGCUCCAGGUGCGAGAUCUUCAAGAUCAGAUGAAGGGAUUACACAUCAAAAUAUCCAGUUUGAAGGUCAAAGCACAAGAGGACAACUUACGUCGACGCAGUCUACAGAGUCUGCGAACGCCGAGCCCUUUUACCGCGACAGAGCAUUGGCAUAAUACUCCGCUGGAAUCGAAAGACCAUCAUAGCAUCGUAAGCCCGGGGUGUGGACAUACCCCCGAGCACGUCCGGGAGAGGCGAUCUAUCGGCGAGCUAGAUUCCGCUGUAGAUGGGCAGGAGCCUUCCGGCCCAAACGUCAGUGAGGAGUUGGGUGUCAAAUCUCAAUCGAUGGCUUACUCCAAGGCUUACCAGCCAAACAAGGAUGAUGAUGGCCAAUCGGUCGCUGAAAGUCUCUACGAAGACGCACAGGAGGGUGAAUAUGACACGGACGGUUCGUCAAAUUCGGAGAUCGACCGGGAGGCGUUGAAUGAGAUAUUGCGUGAGCCUUUGGAUGAUGACCUACAAGAUCCUUUAGAAGCCUUUCCCGCCGUCCCCCAGAGCAACGACUCUAGGCCUCACGAGGAACGCGAAGACGCCUUUGACUACGAGAAUUUCAUCCUCCACAGCGCUCUGGGCAGUUACACGCAGAGCAGGCUGCGUCGAGGAAGUGAGGCAUCAAAUUCAUCUGUUGAAACCACACGCCCGACCCAUGACCGUCAGCUCGUCCGUCACUCCCGGGCAAAUAGCGGCGCGUCGGUUUCCACAAUAGCGACUUUUGCGACUGCAAUAGAAGGUGACCGUGACGACAUAGAAAGCGUGCUCUACUGGGAUAGGAGAUUCAAUGCAGAAAUGCUUGAGCACCAUCCCUAUCAUGGAUACGAAGAUGCGGCACAGUAUCAUCCAGACCACGCUGAUUCUGAGCAGAUGGGCACUCCGCGGGCAAUCCGGAGACAACUCAGCUUACGGAAUGGCGUAAGCAAUGGUGAAGAGCACCUGUAUUUAGAUGCACGGUCGACGUCCCAACGUUCGGAUUCUGCGACAACGGGGUCCGCCACCCCAACAGCCCUGGCUUCGUCUCUCGUGUCAACGGUGCGGGCAGCUUCUAGCUCUCAUCCGAGCUCUGCAGAAAGAGGUAACAUGGGUCUCAACGGCGACGACACGCGGCUUUUAGAAAACCUAUUUAAGAGUCUGGGGGAUGUCUGCAUGGACCUCCAGACUAUCACAACCUCUGCGGACCCGGAUCCGAAACUCGUACGGCUGCUCAGAUGGCGACUAGACGCCGCUCGGCGUGUCCUUGAUGGUGAGCUUGAUACUUAG
Messenger RNA from Aspergillus tanneri, 2586 nucleotides. RefSeq lists its product as uncharacterized. The transcript is spliced from 3 exons. The record is from RefSeq and is a predicted model, not a curated record. Lineage: Eukaryota; Fungi; Ascomycota; Eurotiomycetes; Eurotiales; Aspergillaceae. Bases 1 to 2586 code for a protein of 861 amino acids.